AAGGAAAGGAAGAAGUUGGAAGUAAUUUUAUCUCCUAAACUAUUUCAUAUAUUUAGCGUAUAUUUAUACUUUUCCAUAUUCAAACUACGUGAACCAUUUCAAAGUGCAGUGUUUAUCUUCAUACAUUAUACGGUUUGUAGAGACAUGGAAGAUUCCAGCAAAAAAUCUUGCGACAUCUGUCAGCGUAUGAAUUCAGUUGAACUUGCUACGUCACGAUGUAUUGACUGCUGUGACGACCUAUGUGAGAAAUGCGCCAACAGCCAUCACGCUAACCGUUUGUCUAUGGAACACCGUGUUCUGUCGCUAGAUGAUGCCGAAGCAGACUGUUGUUCUAACAUGACACUUUUUUGUGAAAAACACGCUGAUCGGAAACUAGAGGUUUAUUGUUUUGAUCAUGAGCAGGCUUGUUGUUUACUGUGUGCAACGACAGAGCAUCGAAAAUGCGAGAAGGUUGAAAACUUGGAGGAAUGCGCUAAACAGGCAAGUGAAAAUGAUGAACUAGAGAAAUUGAGCGCAUUGCUUGAAAAUUUGAAAGGAGAAUGCACAGAAGAUACAGCUAGCAUUACUAAAAGUAAAGAAAAAUUUCAGGCUCAAGUUGACGAUGUUCGUUCGCAUAUACAAUCAAUAAAACAGUCAAUGGUAGAAUUUUUGAACGAGAAGGAGGCUGAAUUUAUAGAUCAGCUAAAGUGUGUUGAGAGCGGGAAAAACGCACAAUUUGUGGAAAAGAUCGAAAUGUUAUCUGAUUUUCAAGUAAAUCUUGAUAACGACAUUGAAAAGUUGAAAAAUCCAAACGAUAAAAACAAGAUGUCACUUUUUCUUGCAAUGAAGGAAGUCCAGAAAAAUUACAAAUCCCUUACAGAAAAAUUAGGAGCAGUUCGAUCCAGUUUUAAACAUGUAGAUGUAAAAUUAAAGGACGACACGAUUGUGACAAAAGUUCUUCAAGAACAAAAACCAUUUGGCAAACUUGUUGUGGAGGAAAUGGAUACAAAUUCUAAGACAGAUUAUUUGAAUUCCACUUUAGUUUUGUCUAGUGUCCUGGUUAAGUCUGGAUGCAGAAUGACCGAUAUUGAAGCCAUUAGAGAUGAUCAUGUUCUUGCAAUAUGCGACAAUCACAAUUUAUUGUAUCUCUUCCAUAUCAACGAAUGUUUUGUUGCUUCCUGUAAGUUGUCAGGGAAACCUUGGGCCAUGACAAAAACCGGACAAUUAUCGGUUGCUGUCACCAUUCGCUCUCCCCGUUCAAGCAUAGAAUUUGUUGAUUUGGUCAUGGACAAAAGUCCUUUUCUAUCUUCGACCAAAGUUGUCAAUCUAUCAUUCAAACCUAAUGGAAUUGCUUGUGACAAUGGCAAUCUCAUUGUCUCCUCUACCGAUGGGUUACUCCGACAUAUUGACGAAAACGGAAGCAUUUUACACACCGUAACAGUCAAUAAGGGCUACGUAUAUGGACUUUGUCUUCAUUCUAGACGUAUCAUUUAUUCGCACCAUAUUGAAAAUGGCAAAGUUUAUGUUCUACAUGAUGAUAAAUUAGGUACCCAGGAACUCACAUUCGAACACGAGACUUUGAGCUAUCCUCUAGGAGUUUCUUGUGAUUUUGACGGUAAUAUCUACAUUGUAGGAUGUAGUACCAACAAUGUAUUACAGCUGAACAUGAAUGGUGCGUUUGUGAGGCAGAUCCUUUCCAAAGACAAAGAUGAAGCAAUAGACAAUCCAAUGGCAAUUCGUAUAGCUGUAAUGGGAUCAAAACCGAGGCUUUUACUAACAUGUCAAAACGAAGUCAGACUGUACAGUUUUGAACCUGGUGGAUCGAAGUCUUAAACUGAGGAAAAAUAAAAUUAUGAUGCAAAUUAGCGAACAGAUUCAACAAAGAAAAUAUUAACUUUAUUUCUUAAGAUUUACUUUAACUUUUCAAGACAGGAUAUUCAAGUUCAACAUUUUUGAGUUGUCAAAAGAGAAAAAAAAAAUUUGCUGUAUGCCGUAUAGCCGUCGC
Molecule: messenger RNA, 1984 nt
Organism: Saccostrea echinata
Lineage: Eukaryota; Metazoa; Mollusca; Bivalvia; Ostreida; Ostreidae
Exons: 1
Coding region: 145-1812 (555 amino acids)
Molecular function (GO): zinc ion binding
Source: RefSeq, a predicted model, not a curated record